Messenger RNA from Trematomus bernacchii (emerald rockcod), 5341 nucleotides. Its product is annotated as serine protease 23-like. NCBI's taxonomy places the organism in Eukaryota, Metazoa, Chordata, Actinopteri, Perciformes, Nototheniidae. Bases 266 to 1468 code for a protein of 400 amino acids. Gene Ontology annotation, biological process: proteolysis. The record is from RefSeq and is a predicted model, not a curated record. The transcript is spliced from 2 exons. Gene Ontology annotation, molecular function: serine-type endopeptidase activity.
UGCAGAUGUGACAGUGUGGAGGCAGACAGCAGACCGCCUCCUCCAGCAGCACACAAUGAUCCAACUCUUCAUCAACUUUAGGACUCCUAACUGUCUCGGAUUAAAUCAAGUCGUCAGUUCCUGAGAGGAGCGCCGAGAAGCCUCUGUCCUUUGUAGCAGGAGUGUUCACCAGAUAAACCCCCAUCGCGGGAUCUGCCUGUUUUGGUUUGAGGCGGGUUUUCCCCUCCGUGUUCAUACACCGGCUCACCUGCAGAAGCUAAAAACCAUGCGCCCCCGGGCUGCGCUACCCCGGUUUUCCUCCAUUAUAUUUCUCCUCUUCCUUCCCCCUGUUUUUUCCUCUUCCUCCCGCCCCCAGUGGGUUCCUCAGCGUGUCCCUGUGGUCCUCGCACAGCAGACGGAGGCUCGAUCAGCCCCUCACUUCCUGUCUCCGGCCCGCUUGGACGUCAGCUCCCCCUGUGACCCAGAAUGCCACAAGAAGGCUCCUCGUCCAAGCUACUGGGACCUGCGACGUCUUCUGGCCUAUGAGACACUCAACUCGGAUGGGCAGCUUACUGAGACAGCUGUUGCGAUCUAUGGCUACGACCCCAACACGAGUCCGGCCUAUUCCUCUGGGUCUUCUGGGAAGGCCCAGCGGUCACAUGUCAGGAGGAAGCGACAGAUCUUUGGCCAUGAUGGGCGUUUUAGCAUUUCUGGGCAGAACCACUUGCUGAAAUAUCCAUUCUCAGUGGCCGUCAAGCUGUCCACUGGGUGUUCUGGUACAUUGGUUGGCGACCGUCACGUUCUCACAGCUGCUCAUUGUGUUCAUGAUGGUAAAAACUACGUGAAAGGAGCCCAGAAGCUCCGGGUUGGGUUUCUAAAAACGAAGCAUCGAGACACACAGGCUUCGUCCUUUGACCUUUCCUCCAACUUCACCAACCAUGUUGAAGGUGGCCACGUUCCUUACGCCCCACCAACAAACGACAAAAUGAAGUUCCAGUGGAUCAGAGCGAAGCGCACACAUGUGCCUAAAGGAUGGAUUAAAGGGAAUGCCAAUGAUAUAGGAAUGGACUAUGACUACGCUUUGCUUGAGCUCAAGAAACCCCACAAACGCCGCCACAUGAAGUUAGGAGUCAGCCCCCCCGCUCUGAGGCUGCCCGGUCGACGAGUCCACUUCUCAGGAUUUGACAAUGACCGUUCAGGCAAGCUUGUGUAUCGGUUCUGCCGGGCCGGCGAGGAGACGUCCGACUUGCUGUACCAGCACUGUGAUGCUCAGCCCGGGGCCAGCGGGUCAGGGGUCUACGCCCGGAUGUGGGAUGGGCGGCGCCGGCGCUGGGAGAGGAAGGUGAUAGGUGUGUUUUCUGGGCAUCAGUGGGUCGAGCGACAAGGGGCGUCUCAGGAAUUUAAUGUUGCAGUGAGAAUCACACCUCUCAAAUACGCUCAGAUCUGCUACUGGAUAAAGGGAAACUUUGUGGACUGCCGAGAAGGGUAAGGGGUGUAGCAACAAAACCGUAGGCCACUAUAUCCUCAUACAUCCUACUGGAUCAUUGGGGGCUGAAACAACUACAGUGUUCAACCCACCACUAGUAACACUGACAUAAAAUCAAAAUAAACAUCAACAUUUAGUUUCCCCUGAUCACAUAUGGCAAUAUCAGUAAUGUAAAUACAGACCCAAAGUAGUGACACUAAACAUAGUAAACGGGACAGAUUCAUUUCCAAAACACUUAGUUUUGUAUCUUCUCUCCCAUUUCUCAAAUAUGAAAGUUUUACAUGUGUAUUAACUUGAAAAAGUGUAAGUCAUGUGGUUUUGCAGAACAGAGGCACACUUAUCCGUUUCCUGGAACAAUUUUCUUGUUGAUAAUUUCAUCUGGAAGACACUCAUAUCUGGAACAUGCAUGGACUGAUAUAAAACAACAGGUCAUCAGAUCACAAGGAGCAGGACUGGGAAAACUAUUUCACUAUGUAUUCUAGCCUUUUAGUGUGCUUAUACUAAAGAUUGCACUGUUUAAACUCUUGAAGUUUCUCUACUGAAAAGUAUGAUUUUUGUGGAUGAAUGUACACAUCAGCAACCAAAGGUGCCUGCAGUUUCUCUUUUAAAGAUGAUGCGUCUUCUCUCAGUGGACAAACUAGUUAUCUACAUAGAGUGCUCUGUCAGCUACACACUGUGUUUUGGAGGUAUAUUUAACUUGUUACACAGAAGUAUUUUAGAUGACUGCAGAUUACUUGUUUUUAUGAAGCCCAUUUUGUUGAGCUUUAUACAUUAAUUCUUAGCUCCCUCUGGUGGCAAACAUAAAACAUUGUAGACGUCCAUCAUGCAGACUUAGCCAAGGCCUACAUAAGCACUUUUUGCUUCCUACUUUAAAAUGUGUGAAACUGCAAAUGUUAUGUCUCAGAAACUGAGACAUAACUGAAUGAAAUAUAUGCUCUGAAAUAAGCAACUGUGUCAAAUUUGUUUCUUUUCCAGCAGGCAACAUGUCCCUCAUACAACACGAUUAUUUUAAACAUGUUUUAUUUUGGAUGUCAAAAGGCAUUUUCAGAAAUCAUGUGGGGAAACUAGACAGUGUAAAAAGCCGAAAUAUGAGGACCAGCUCCAAUGACUUCUCCAGCAGCAACACAUUCAACAGGUUCAACCAGGAGAUUGAAACUGAAUCCGGGGAUAUGGCACAAGGAAAACUAACUCUGCAAAUUUUACAACUUGCAUAGCCGUAGCCGAAAAACAGAUCAGCUUCAGUUUUAAUAAAAACCUGUUUUCAAGUUUCCUAUAAGAUGAAGAAACGCCAAAUACACUUUGGGGCAAUGUGGUCAAGCUCUUAUAGGACCUAAAAUCUUUCCAAAUCGUAUUCCUCUUCUUCAGUUGUGGUGUUACGGGUUUCUUAAAAAACAAAGAAUGUCUCAAACUUGAGCAAAGACUUAACAUUCAAGAAAGUAUCGGUGUGGAAACACGAUUUCAAUCAAACUUAAACAUGUCUUCCCUCUGUGUUACUGAGAUAAGGGUGAUAUAAGUACACCCAUUAAAAAAAACUCAAAUUGAUGUGAUGGUGCUCAAUCGGAGGCUGGUGAUACUACCCUUAAAUACCUGCCAAUUCAAGAAACAUUUGCUACAUUCAAGUGGAAAAUGACUGCAAAAAUAAAGCAGAAACACAGAGGAGAGGAUUUAAGGGCUGGAUGUGCAGAAUAAGCAUAGUAAUGGGCACAUGUAUGGCAUUUGUGUAUAAGAAAAACAAAUCUUCAAACUCAUGACACAGAGCAGCACUGGUGAUCCAGACAAGUACUCACUGGUUCAUCUCAAAAGUAGUUUCCUCCAUCUCAUUUACACUCAACAUGAAACUUGACUUGAGUCAAUGUGAGAUUCACGACCGCACAGGAAACAUUGAUCUUUUGAUUUUCUACCUAGAUUUGAACCUCAGGAUAGGAAAAAACAUUUUUUCUGUUGAUUUCUAUCUGAAUACUGAACAGCCUAUACUUAAUACUGCUUUUAGUUUUUGACUGAGUUAGAGACGGGGAAUGAGAGGAGUUUCAUAAAGAGAAACAUACUUUGGAGUAAAAGGAUGUUCGCCAAAUGUGACUUAACAGAAAAGGCAACAGCAUGCAAGGCAACCUGUUUCAAACACCAUACCGGUAACUGAGAAUACAUAAACUGGUAAUGAUGUGAUGCAUUCAGUCUCUCUUCAUCACCCAUGGAAAGGUCACUAUAAGAACACCCUCUGCUGUCAAAUCCAUGAGAGAUAUAUUUGCAGAGUGAGAAGUGUUAGGUCCUAGGACGUACCAACAGAAAUCUUUAUUAUUAGCCACAUUUGUUCCUUUAUCUACAGCCAAUCCACAAAGACCCUAUUACGAUAUGGUCCUAAUACCAUUAAGGUUUAAGCAUUGAGGCACCAAAUCGAAAACAUUGACUGGAUCACCUUUAACACAAAUGAGUAAUUGAGAACUUUUCAGCAUGUCAAAAGGUUAGUCAGGCAUCAGCAAGUUGACUUUAAUCCUCAUCUGGUACAGCAGCAGCCCUGCAAAGUUAACACUUCUUAAGGAACAACCAGAGCAGGCAGGGCUAUAGGACAAGAAAAGUCAGUCAGGGUUAAGCUGUUUUCUGAAAUUAUUUGUGAGUGUGCUUUUAAUUUACAGAUGCCAAUAGUAUUUCCACACCCACACACAGGUUGACACUCGGGUGUACGUUUGUAAAGACUGGUGCUGUAACUGCCCUCCAGAUAGCCAAUGAAAUGAAAGAAGCAGAUACUGAGAGUGAAAAACAAAGUACCUACAGUAAUGUGAUUGAGGAAGAAUACCGCCAUCUCUGCAGAGGAAGAGGAUCAGAGUACCUAAGGUGUUUUCCCUAUAGACUCAUCUGAAGACUGUAAACGGUGGGAAACAGCAAGACUGGCUCCGUCUAAAGGUUACAAACUAUAAACACAUUAAAUCUCCUUUGUUUAAUUGAUUCAAAUGUGUGAAAAUGACAAGACAAAUAUCUGUGGUUGCCUGGCAACUGCUCAAAGCCAAUAAAUAGUCUGGCGCUGUUGUUUUUACGCUUAAAUAUUUGUUCUUAUUAAACAAAGGAGACAUACGUGCUGAUGAGUGAGUUUUAGAGGUGCUGGAAGGCAGAUUCUGUUACUAUCGGUUUAACCAGGCUAGACAUUUAAUACAUUUCUGCCUUUUUGCCAUCUUUGCGCUAACUGUGCUGUUGCCUCACACUUGAUGGACAGAUAUGAGUCAGGAUCUGAGGCACAACUCCUUCCACUGCUCUGAGUGGCUCGUCUGUUCGACUGACUGUCAGAGGCCAGGCUUUGCUCUGUGAUUGGCCACCUGCACUUAAAAUAUCUUUGGUGAAAGUCACCUCCUGGCAUUCCCUGACUUCCCUGUCGCCUAGCAACAACAUAACACAACAUGCUAAUGUCAUCAGCGUGGUAAUGCCCGGCGUAACUCGAAAUAGUAUACAAAAUAAAAAUAUUCUUUUAAAUAGGUAUAUAAACAUUGCAUUACAAAUAGAACCGUAUCAAAACACGGUUACGAGUUCACAGUCUGUCCCUCAUCCUCCAAGCGUGAGUGCGAAUCAACCCUCCGGUCCUUUUCCAGACCCCCACCCGUCUCGCCUCCACAACAAGAAUACGUGGGUGAGGUCUCGCUGUGCGGAGGAUCACUGCACCUUGAGCCCCAAACUGUUGGAGGACACAGGGUAGGAGUAGGCUUUGCCCAGCACGAUGCGAUCUCGCAGCAGUUUAAAAAGGACAUAGUAGUUGCAGAAGAGAAUAAGGCCCAGAGACAAAGUGUGGUUCCAGCGCUCGGAGCGCAGCAGAGAGUAUAACUGGUACAAAACCACACUGGACUCGAUCCAGAUCAGCAGGUUCAGGAUCCGCAAGGGCUUGUGGAACAGGAA